AUGCUGAAGAAAGAAGAUUGUGAUAUUGAUGAUGUAGUAGAACGGCUUCAUGAUCCAGUCACUUGCGAUCCACCUAUCUAUAAACAUAGACAUUACAAUCUGUUGGCGUAUAUGAAAUAUCUUACCGGGGAAUUCGGUGAAGUAGUUUCUCACCUGCUAAAAGCAGAAGAACAUGUGAAUGAAAGUCUGUUUGAUAAUAAGGAUGCCAAAAAGACAGUGAUCUAUGCUAAUUUUGCGUGGUUUUACCUCCAUACAAAUCAACUUGAAGAUGCUCACACUUAUGCAGAAAAAGUAGAAGAGAUUUCUAACAAAUAUCAGUCCUCUGAAAACCAAAGUAUCCUAUUUGUUGAGAUAUACGGUGAACGAGCCUGGUCUCUAUUUAGUUUCUGUGGGAAAUACUGUGAAAAGGCUGUAGAAUACUUUAAAAAAGCACUUACAUUUGGCCCAGAAGACCCUGAUUUAAACUGUGGCCAUGCCAUGGCAGAAUGGCGUUUAUUAAGUUACAAACGACAGUCACCCCAAACUGAAGACCAUACAAUUCUAAAACUAUUGGAAUGA
Molecule: messenger RNA, 558 nt
Organism: Pelobates cultripes (western spadefoot toad)
Lineage: Eukaryota; Metazoa; Chordata; Amphibia; Anura; Pelobatidae
Source: the annotation of a GenBank genome assembly